This is a messenger RNA of Capronia epimyces CBS 606.96, 1452 nucleotides long. Its product is annotated as adenylosuccinate lyase. Gene Ontology annotation, molecular function: N6-(1,2-dicarboxyethyl)AMP AMP-lyase (fumarate-forming) activity; (S)-2-(5-amino-1-(5-phospho-D-ribosyl)imidazole-4-carboxamido) succinate lyase (fumarate-forming) activity. Bases 1 to 1452 code for a protein of 483 amino acids. NCBI's taxonomy places the organism in Eukaryota, Fungi, Ascomycota, Eurotiomycetes, Chaetothyriales, Herpotrichiellaceae. Gene Ontology annotation, cellular component: cytosol. The record is from RefSeq and is a predicted model, not a curated record. The transcript has a single exon. Gene Ontology annotation, biological process: 'de novo' AMP biosynthetic process.
AUGUCGUACGACUCAUGGCAGAGUCCGCUGGGGGCGCGUUAUGCCAGUAAGGAAAUGCUCACAUUGUUCUCACCGCGCACUCGUUCAGAAAACUGGCGUCAACUAUGGAUCUGGUUGGCCGAGGGUGAACAAGAGCUUGGGCUCGACAUCUCGGACGAGGCAAUCAGCCAGAUGAAGGCGGCCAAGGUCAUGACCGACGAAGAUUUCCAAGUCGCUGCGGUCGAGGAGAAAAGGCGGCGCCACGAUGUCAUGGCCCAUGUCCAUGCAUAUGGCCAACGGGCACCAGCGGCCGCGGGCAUCAUUCACUUGGGCGCUACCUCGUGCUAUGUGACCGACAACGGAGACCUGUUGUCAUUGAGAGAGGGAUUGUCUCUUCUCCUGCCUAAAAUUGCCAGAUGUAUCCAGAAGCUGUCGGACUUUGCGAUCGAGUACAAGGCUCUCCCCUGCCUAGGAUUUACACAUGGCCAACCGGCACAGCCAAUCACCGUCGGGCGACGCGCUAUUCAAUGGAUUGAAUCCCUUCUGAUGGAUUUGAGGAACAUCGAACGCGCUAGGUCCGAUAUCCGCUUCAGGGGAGUCAAAGGAACCACGGGAACCCAGGCGUCCUUCCUGGAACUGUUCCACGGAAACCAUGAAAAGGUCAAAAAACUUGACGAGCUCGUCACCGAAAAGGCCGGCUUUAGUAGAAGAUCCAUCGUCUCCGUGCAGACCUACAACCGCAAGAUCGAUUUCGACAUUGCCAACGCUCUGGCGUCGUUCGGGACAACGUGCGAGCAUAUUGGUACAGACAUCCGUCAUCUUGCCAUGCUGAAAGAAGUGGAAGAGCCUUUCGAAAAAGACCAAAUCGGCUCUUCUGCCAUGGCCUACAAGCGAAAUCCCAUGCGCUCAGAACGUAUGUGCUCGCUUGGCCGAAAGCUAACCUUCCUCCCGCUCGGCUUCGGAGCGACGUAUGCUCACCAGUGGUUUGAACGAUCAUUGGACGACUCGGCCAUUCGACGAAUAGAUAUCCCAGAAAUGUUUUUGAUCGCCGACGCAUUGUGCAUCCUCCUCGAAAACGUUUCUUCAGGCUUGGUUGUCUAUCCGGCGGUUAUCAACAGCCGCUUGCAGCAAGAAUUGCCAUUUAUGGCGACUGAGACGAUGAUUAUGCGUAUGUGUGAGAAGGGUGCCAGCAGGCAAGAGACUCAUGAGCAAAUUCGAGUGUUGUCGCACCAGGCCGGGGCUGUUGUUAAACAGGAGGGCAAGCCGAAUGACUUGGUUGAGCGGGUCAGAAAAGAAAAGUUUUUCGAACCCAUCUGGAAUGAAUUGACCGAGGAGGACUUGCUGAAUCCUGCCAAGUUCGUAGGCAGAUCUGCUCAACAAGUGGACGAAUUUGUCCAAGAGGAGGUACAGCCGGCUUUGGUAUCUUACAAGGAAGAGAUUCAGUCUGCCGGGGCCGCUGAGAUCCAUGUUUGA